Messenger RNA from Babesia microti strain RI, 1656 nucleotides. RefSeq names its product transcriptional adapter 2-alpha. The record is from RefSeq and is a predicted model, not a curated record. Gene Ontology annotation, biological process: chromatin remodeling; regulation of transcription by RNA polymerase II. Gene Ontology annotation, molecular function: chromatin binding; transcription coactivator activity; zinc ion binding. NCBI's taxonomy places the organism in Eukaryota, Apicomplexa, Aconoidasida, Piroplasmida, Babesiidae. Gene Ontology annotation, cellular component: nucleus. Bases 1 to 1656 code for a protein of 551 amino acids. The transcript is spliced from 7 exons.
AUGAGCGGGAAUAACAUAGAAGGGAAGUCUACUGGCAUCAAAUCAUCCCAAAAUGUCACAAUUCCAAAUCAAUUUCAAAAUAACAGUUCUUCUGAGAGCAAUAUUAAAUCUAUGGGAAUAAAAUCAAAACAAUCACCCUCAAAUAUACUCUCUAGCGCUAGUAACUGUGGCGAUGAUAAAAACAACCCUAGUACCGGAAAGGAUUCAGGUGUCAAGGCUAUGGGACCAUAUGAACAGUGCAACAUAUGCGGGAGACUUUGCGAUCGUGCGGGACAUAUUCAGUGUGCAGAAUGUGAAAACUUUCACAUAUGUCUGACUUGUUUCUGCAGUGGUUCUGAAAAGCCAUCUAACCAAUCCACCGCUUUUGUACCUACUGAUAAUGUUUAUAAACACAAAAAUAACCACAAAUACAUACCAAUUGGGGUUAACAAUAUGCCCUUAUUCACUAUAGACUGGACCUCUGAGCAGGAGCUGUUGCUGCUGGAGGGGUUAAGUAAGUAUGGCUUGGGUAAUUGGAAGCAAAUAUCGGAACUUGUUAACAUAUCCAACGGGUAUCCAAAAUCUGCAAGCAACUGCCAGAAGCACUACUACGAGGUCUACAUAAAUUCAGCCAAUCCGCCAUUACCUGAUCUCAACAGUAUAAUACUGCCAGAUAAAAAUCAACCGCCGCCUCCAUGCUCCCCCAUCGACGAGUGCACGGACUCAACUAUAGCGUCACCAGAAACUACAACACACUCAAACACUAAUAAACCUCAAACAUUUGGUUACUGGCCAUUGAGAGGCGAUUUUGACGUGGAGUAUGACAAUGAUGCAGAACUUAUUCUUGCAGAUAUGGAAUUCCGUGACGAUGACACACCGCAGCAAAAGGAACUGAAGCUUAAAGUCAUUGAGAUAUAUAAUUCUAAGCUUGAUGAGAGGAUUUACCGUAAGCGGAUCAUUAUUGAAAGGGGUCUGCUAGAUUCUAAAAGUACGCAGCAGAGGGAAAAGAAAUUGACAAGUGAGGAAAGGGAACUGUAUAAUAUUUUACGUCCAUUCAACCGAUUUCACUCACCCGAAUCCCAUGAGCAACUCAUUCAACUCCUGGUCCAAGAGCGCAAAAUUAGAUCUAGGUUGUAUCAGUUACUGCUAUGGAAAUCCUUAGGCCUGGAAUCAAUUCAAGACGUAUAUGAAUAUGAAUAUGAUAGAGCAACUAAAAGAAGACAUUUUGAAAAUGAAUCUAGGAUUAUAACCUCCAUUGCGGUUAGGGAUAAGAAUGCUAGGACGAAGAGCAAUGUAAAGAAGGAAACAGCAACAAGCGUUGUGACAACAGAAUUGGAUGCAAAGGCCAAAAUAAUUUCUGAGUGUCUAGAAGAGAAGGAGAUUGAAUUUUGUAAUACUUAUGGGAUCCCUCCUAUAGUAUUUUUCAUGGCUAAACGAGUGCUGUUAGAAGAAAUCGCCACCAAUCCCUUAAUUUCAAUUGAUCAAAAUUGUAAAUCACUAGACUUGGAUGUCACUAAACAUGGCAGAUUGUUCGAUUUUAUCCUAAAUUUAACGCCGCACGCCCCCUAUCAAAAUUCUGAGCUAGAACCAAUCGUAGAUUUAUCAGCGCUUCCAUUGAAUAACAAGGGGAAGAUAGACUCAAAAUAUAUUGCAUCUGAAAUUUUACCUCCUAGUUAA